This is a messenger RNA of Zingiber officinale, 1003 nucleotides long. Its product is annotated as protein RER1A-like. Gene Ontology annotation, biological process: retrograde vesicle-mediated transport, Golgi to endoplasmic reticulum; protein retention in ER lumen. Gene Ontology annotation, cellular component: Golgi membrane. Lineage: Eukaryota; Viridiplantae; Streptophyta; Magnoliopsida; Zingiberales; Zingiberaceae. Bases 72 to 689 code for a protein of 205 amino acids. The record is from RefSeq and is a predicted model, not a curated record. The transcript has 3 exons.
CCGAAAUAGAGAGUUUUGGGGGGAGAGAGAGAGAGAGAGGGGGGGGCAGGCGAAAGGAUCGGGUGGCAGCGAUGAUGGAUCCAGCGAGCGGCGGCGACGGGGGAGGAGAAGGCGGAGGGUUGUCGGCCCUGCUAUCGGGGUGGAGCCUCGGGAUUUCCCGGCGGUACCAGCACCUGCUCGACAAGGCCACGCCUUAUGUGCUCCGGCGCUGGGUCUGGCUGGCGGCGCUAGGACUUGCCUAUGCCAUCCGCGUUUUGAUCGCCCAGGGUUUCUAUGUCGUGACCUACGCCCUCGGAAUCUACAUCCUCAAUCUGUUGAUCGCCUUCCUUUCGCCCCAGGUAGAUCCCGAGAUCCAGGCGCUCGUCGAUGAUGGCGCCGGUCCCUCCCUGCCCACCCGCUCCUCGGAUGAGUUCCGACCAUUCGUUCGCCGCCUCCCCGAGUUCAAAUUCUGGUAUUCAAUUACUAAAGCUUUUUGCGUCGCUUUUGUGCUGACAUUCUUCAGCGUGUUUGAUGUGCCCGUGUUUUGGCCUAUUCUACUCUUUUACUGGUUAGUGCUGUUCACGGUCACAAUGAAGAGACAGAUUCUCCACAUGAUCAAGUACAAAUAUGUCCCGUUCACUUUCGGGAAGCAGCGUUACACUAGCAAGAAACCGGCCUCCUCUGAUGACGCAGGUCUUUCUAGUAACUGAAUAAGUGAUUACUUCUAAGCAUCCCAAGGCGAAGACUAUGUUAGAAGAAGCGGACAGUCAUUUGCUUCUUCCACUCGUCGGUGUUUGGCGAGCUGAUGUUAGUUUGCUGUUUCAGGCAGGCUCACUGAAAAAGAUGGCUUCUGAUGUGCAUUUUUUUUUCUUUUAUCUACUGUAACACUGAAGUUUGAACACCCAGAAACAGUAUGCUUAUUAGAUUGUGUAACUACCGGAAAUGUUGAAGUUCUUCGAUGUGUUUGAAUCUCUCUGUUGACUGUUGGUAAAUGAUCAAACAGAUAAAUAAUGGUUUUUGUUUA